CGUGUUUCCGUGUUUUUCUUUCUCGUUACAUUGCAGCCGCAUAUCCUGUUCCCCUAGCUGCCAAGCAGAUCGUGUCAACCGUAGCGGCACCAACCAUUGCACCACCUGCUCACAUCAAGCAAUUAAUUCCCGUGACGACCGCCACCACCACAACCCAUCACGGGAAGGGUAUGAGUUAUGCCACUUUCACGCAGCAGGUCAAUCCUGCCGUUUUGUCUCAGUUGCAAACUCAUGUUCCCUACUAUAAUACCGCCGCAUCGGCCUCAAAUUAUCACCAACUUCAGCAGCAGCAACAACAACAACAACAACAACAGCUACAACAACAAUCUCAGCAACAAAAUCUACACUAUCAACAACCACGCUAUCAGGUGUACUCCACGGUAGCAACACCGGCACAGAAGUCAGGAUUUUACUACACCACCCAGUAUGCCCACCCAUCGAUUCCAGCAGCCGUCUAUGCUACGGCAGCAACACCGGUACAACAGCAGCAGCAGCAGCAACAACAGCAACAGCAAUCACAGCAACAACAACAACAGCAAUCCACUCACUAUGGAACGCAUCUUUACCAGCAGCCUCAAACCUCCUACACACCGCUGGCCAAAAUCACGUACGCUCCGGGAGCAGCAUCCCUGCAGAAAGGAUUCUAUCCGAUUCAGUGAAGAAAAUAAAAUAAAAAAAAGUGGAAAUUGCUGCAGUUCGAACGUGGUGAUUGGCCGUGUACCUAAGCUUUCAUGGCGAUUGUUUCUCCUUUACUUAUGGUUUCAUAUUUAUUGGUUUUCUUAGAUAGGACCUAACGUUCAUUGUUGAUUUUUGCCAAAUAGUUUCUAAGUGUAUUGGUAAGCUGACUGAUAAAUAAAUGUGGAGAAGAUAAACAUAUUUUGUUCCGAAUGAAAUGGUUCUAUUAAUUUGGCGCCAAAAUCCUAUUUAUUAAAUUAUGGAUGGAGUGAAUGCAUCCGGUUUUUAAACCCAAUUUCACGCUAUUGAGAUUCAACUUGGAAAGGGAUGGACAAAUUCUAGCAAUAAAUCAAGUGGAACAUACCACCUAUCAGAUUCGAUCACAAUCACUGCCUGCCGGUGAUGGAUAAUAAAUAUUUUGCGUGGAUUGUAGCUGCCACAAAUUGUAGCUUCAAUUUCGAUUCGGAAAUUAAUAUCGGUUUUUCUGAGCAUUCACCCAAAAAAUCAUUGUUCCUUUUCAAGGAA
Sabethes cyaneus is the source of this 1200-nucleotide messenger RNA. RefSeq names its product putative cyclin-dependent serine/threonine-protein kinase DDB_G0272797/DDB_G0274007. Lineage: Eukaryota; Metazoa; Arthropoda; Insecta; Diptera; Culicidae. Bases 171 to 659 code for a protein of 162 amino acids. The record is from RefSeq and is a predicted model, not a curated record. The transcript has 3 exons.